This is a messenger RNA of Pantherophis guttatus, 6302 nucleotides long. It is a transcript of the gene MTMR1, whose product is annotated as myotubularin related protein 1. Gene Ontology annotation, molecular function: phosphatidylinositol-3-phosphate phosphatase activity; phosphatidylinositol-3,5-bisphosphate 3-phosphatase activity. The record is from RefSeq and is a predicted model, not a curated record. Gene Ontology annotation, cellular component: membrane; cytoplasm. Gene Ontology annotation, biological process: phosphatidylinositol dephosphorylation. Lineage: Eukaryota; Metazoa; Chordata; Lepidosauria; Squamata; Colubridae.
GCCCUGCCCGGCCAGGCGGCGUCGGCGGCUGAAGCGGCCCCUCCUGCUCGGCGGAAGCGGCGCGUCCAACAUGGAAGGCGGCAGGCCGGCGGCGGCGGCGACGGGGACGGGGACGGCGUUGGGGGCUUCGCUGGAGUCAGGAGGCCCGGCCCGGAGGCCCUCCCGCUUGGCGGCCCCGGCUGCCUCCACGGCCCCGGCCUCGGCCUCGCCAGGCGCCGAACAGCCCGCCGACAGCCCUACAGGAUCCCAUGUUGAGUGGUGCAAGCAACUCAUCGCAGCUACGAUUUCAAGCCAGAUUUCGGGUUCUGUCCUCUCGGACAAUGUAUCCAGAGAACAUCGGGUGUACAGGAAGCCUACCAUAAGGGAGAUUCAGGAUGGACGCAAUGGUUAUCCUUCUGACGCAGAAUUCGAUCAGGCCCUGAGGGAUGGGAACAAGCUGGCCCAGAUGGAAGAAGCCCCUCUCUUUCCCGGAGAGUCCAUCAAAGCGAUCGCUAAAGAUGUGGUCUAUAUCUGCCCAUUCAUCGGAGCCAUCAGUGGCACGUUGACAGUGACCGAUUACAAAAUGUAUUUCAAGAAUGUGGAGAGGGAUCCACAUUUUGUCCUUGACGUUCCCCUCGGAGUAAUAAGUAGAGUGGAAAAGAUUGGCGUGCAGAGCCACGGAGACAAUUCUUGCGGUAUAGAGAUUGUUUGCAAGGAUAUGAGAAACUUGCGGUUUGCUUAUAAACAGGAAGAACAGAGACUGGAGAUUUUUCAGAACCUGAUUACCCGAGCAUUUCCGCUUUCUCACGGGCUGCCAUUCUUUGCGUUCACUUACAAAGAGAAAUUUCCUACUAACGGUUGGAAGGUUUAUGAUCCGGUGGCAGAGUAUAAAAGACAGGGUUUACCCAACGAGAGCUGGAAAAUAUCCAAAAUUAACAGCAUGUAUGAGUUUUGUGACACAUAUCCUGCCGUUCUUGUUGUGCCAACCAGCGUCAAAGACGAAGAUCUCUCCCGGGUGGCUGCGUUUAGAGCAAAAGGAAGAGUUCCAGUGUUAUCCUGGAUUCACCCCGAGAGCCAGGCCACGCUCACCCGAUGCAGCCAGCCUCUCAUCGGGCCGAACGACAAACAGUGCAAAGAAGACGAGAAGUACCUACAGACCAUCAUGGACGCCAACGCUCAGUCUCACAAGCUUUUCAUCUUCGACGCGAGGCAGAACAGCGUCGCUGACACCAACAAGACUAAAGGCGGCGGGUACGAAAGCGAAAGUGCCUAUCCCAACGUGGAAUUGAUCUUCCUGGAAAUCCCGAAUAUACACGUGAUGAGGGAAUCGCUGCGUAAACUGAAAGAAAUCGUUUACCCCACCAUCGAUGAAUCCCGGUGGCUUUCCAACGUGGAGAGUACGCACUGGCUGGAAUAUAUACGGAUGCUUCUGGCCGGAGCUGUGAGAAUUGCUGACAAAAUUGAGUCAGGGAAAACCUCGGUGGUGGUUCAUUGCAGCGACGGUUGGGACCGUACGUCUCAGUUGACUUCCUUGGCGAUGCUCAUGCUGGACAGCUACUACCGGACUAUCAAAGGCUUCGAGGUCCUCUUGGAGAAGGAAUGGAUGAGUUUCGGACAUCGCUUCGCCUUGCGAGUCGGUCACGGAGAUGACGAUCACGCAGAUGCUGACAGAUCCCCUCUCUUCCUACAGUUCAUAGAUUGUGUCUGGCAAAUGACGAAGCAGUUCCCAGCCGCCUUCGAAUUCAACGAGCUGUUUUUGAUCAACAUUUUGGAUCACCUUUACAGCUGUCUGUUCGGCACCUUUUUGUACAACUCAGAACAUCGGCGAGUAAAAGAGGAGAUAAACGCCAAAACCGUCUCUUUGUGGUCCUACAUCAAUAGCCAGGUGGACGAAUUCAGCAACCCUUUCUACGUCAACUACAAGAACCACGUCCUCUAUCCAGUAGGCAGCUUAAGUCAUUUGGAAUUGUGGGUCAACUACUACGUACGUUGGAACCCCCGAAUGAGACCCCAGAUCCCAAUUCACCAGAACCUGAAGGAACUCCUCGCCAUCCGAACCGAGCUUCAAAAGAGGGUGGAAGAACUGCAGCGGGAAGCUGCGAAGCGCUCCAUCUCGUCUUCCUCCGAGCGAGGGUCUCCUCCCGCCGUCACCCCAGUCCACACUUCCGUCUGACCGACCAGCGAGGCCGCGAGGUUUACUACAGACACGUUACCUGCUGCCAGAAACCCUUCCUCCCUCCCUGCCUCCCUCCCUCCGGUGGUUAUUUGGGGUGGAGGGCUGAGGCGGGGGGGGGGGUUGGAGGUCUCCUCGGUGUCUGUUACAGUAAAGCCAAAAAGUAUUUCCUUGCAGUAUCGCGCUGUGGAGUGAUGCUUGCUCGUUUCUUUCUUUGUCGUUCUUUUAAAAACGUUGAGCGUUUUGAAUCGAUAGCCAAACUCUUUUUAAACUUCCUGUUAAAACUUUGCAGCAAAAGCAGGAAUUCCGUCGGCUCGGGCAAGCCGUUGGGGAGGCGCCGUAUUCCAGCAUCACAUCCUCCGAAAGUGACAAAUCAUAUCCAGUUGGCUUCAAGUCUGGGAAGGGAAAACUUAUCCGCCUUCCGUGGUACUUCAUUCGUGGUGGGUAGGUGGGUUUCUCGGAGAAGGGGAAAGCAAGGCACAGCCAACACUGAAUUUAGGGGGACUGUUCCGAUGACCUCGAUGCACUUUGAAAUGGAUAUGGUUUUUUAUUAUUAUUAUUAUUAUUCCUAUAGCAGUUGUAUAUUUUGAAUAAAGAUGUUUUAAAAAGCAACGAGCUGGAUUUGUCGCUUGAGAGACGAAGCUGCUGCUUGCCCAAGGAAUCUUCGAAUGCCUGGAUUAUUGAAGACUGGUUAUUUUGCACCUUUUCUGAACUUCCUGCUCCCUUUUACAACAGAGAGACAGAAUCGGCUGGGUUGUAGGUAGUCCUCGACUUAACGACGGUUCGUUUACCGACCAUUCAAAGCAACCACAGGACUAAGAAAAGUGACUUACGCCUGUUUCUCACACUUAGGACCGUUGUGGCCAGAUGCCGUUCCUGUCACCAAUGAGGAGUUAUAUUCAGCGGAUAUAAUAUCCGCCUCUACCUAGGAUCGAACUCACAGCCUCCUGAUUGUGAGGCGAGAGCUCCCCCUCUAGGCCACCGCGCCACUCCUGCAGCAACCCCAAUGAAACAAAAUGUUAAAAAGUUGUGAUACUUAGGCAGUUGCUUACCAAGCUCAUCUAAAUUAUAUUAAAAGUAGCCAAAAUAUCUUUACAAUUCCCGAGGCACGUCACAACUUCUGAGCACCCCUAACGUUUGGAAAUGGAAAGUUGAAAAAUUUUGACACGCCCUAAUUUUCCCCACGGUCACAUGAUUUACAUUUGGAUGAUUGGCAGCCGACUCAACGUUUAUGACGGUUUUGCAAUGUCCCUUUUGCGACCUGCUGACAAGCAAUGUCGAGGGAGAAGCCAGAUUCAUUUACUCAUUUAAGAACUCCCAGGGAUUCACUUAAGUAACGUGGCGGGAAAAUGUGUUACAAUGGGACAAAACUCAACAAAUUUCUCACUUAGCAACAUAAAAUUUUGGGCUCGACUGUGGUUGUAAAUCGAGGAUUACCUGUACCGUAUUUCAUUUUCUUGGUGGCGCAGUGGUUAGAGGGCAGUACAGCAGACUACUUCUGCUGACUGCCUGCAGUUUGGCAGUUCGAAUCUCACCAGGCUCAAGGUUGACUCAGCCUUCCAAUCCUUCCGAGGUGGGUAAAAUGAGGAGCCAGAUUGUUGGGGGCAAGAGGCUGACUCUGUAAAGGGCUUAGAGAGGGUGAAACACUGUGAAGCGGUAUAUAAGUCUAAGAGCUAUUGCUCUUUAUUAACUCUGCCCACUGCCAGGAGUUCGAUUCUGACUGGCUCAAGGUUGACUCGGCCUUCCAUCCCUCCGAGGUGGGUAAAGUGAGGACCCAGAUUGUUGGGGGGCAAGAGGCUGACUCUGUAAACCGCUUAGAGAAGGCUAUAAAGCACUGUGAAGUGGUAUAUAAGUCCAAGUGCUAUUGCUAUUCGUAUUCCUUCUCCUUCCCUCCCAGUGGUUAGAAUUCAGUAUUGCAGGCUAAUUCUGCCCACUGCCAGGAGUUCAAUCCUGACUGGCUCAAGCUUGACUCAGCCUUCCAUCCUUCUGAAGUCGGUAAAAUGAGGACCCAAAUUGUUGGGGGUAGGAGGCUGACUCUGUAAACCGCUUAGAGAGGGCUGUGAAGCUGUAUAUAAGUCUUAAGUGCUAUUGUUAUUGGUAUUUUCCUUUUUUCCUUCCUUCCUUCCUUCCUUCCUUCCUUCGAGAGGGCUGGGAAGCACUGUAAAGUGGUAUAUAAGUCUAAUUGUUAUUGCUAUUUUCCAGAAUUGGGUAUUUUUUUAAAGUUUUCAAUGGUCUUUACCCUUCCUUAGGCAUCUAAGCAGGUGGACAAACUUGGUUAAAAAAUUCUCUACAAGAGCUCGCUCUCUCCUCUUUCUUUCUUUCUCUUCUCUCUCCGUUUUCUCCUCUUUCUCUUCUCUCCUCUUUCUUUUUCUCUUCUCUUUCUCUUCUCUUUUUUUCUUCUCUCUCUCUCUCUCUCUCUCUCUCUCUUUACAAGUUUAGGAAAGAGAGCAAAUUGUAACCAAGGAGCUAAAUAAAAAAAAGUUCUCGCACAGGUUGAAUUUUUAUUUUUGGUGCUCCGACACACUCCAAAGCUACUGUGUCUUUCUGCCUUUUCUCUUGAACAACUCAAGUUAUUUCUCUCUUAAAAGAAAAAGAAAAAGCCUGGCCACCAUUAGCGACAGACAGUGGGUGUCUUGUCACAAUCUUAAGGCCAGACAAGUCGAGUCACAAAACAGUGGGUUGGUUGGCCAAGAUUGUCCUUCGUGCACGUUGCCACAGGUGCUCAGUUCUGUCUCAAAGCAGCCUGGAGAAAACCAUCAUUGGAAGGUAUUGACAGUGGCACUGCUCCACUCUGGACAUCAUCGACCACGAAAACUGGAUGGAACUGCUAUAAAACAUGGUUUAGGAUGCCCACCUCGCAUCCCAAAACUCUACAUACUUUUGGCCACACUGCUGAAAUUCUGCAGCGCACUUACAAAAAUCUUUUAAUGCCCGAGCAGGGGAUUAGACUAGAAGACCUCUAAGGUCCCUCCCCACUAUUCUAUUCCUAUUCUAUUCUAUUCUAGUCCUAGAUUUCUAUUUCUAUUCCUAUAUUUUUGUUCUAUUCUGUUGUUUUAUUCUAUUUCUAUUCUACUCUAGUUCUAUUUCUGUAUUUUUAUUCUAUUAUGUUCUGGUUUUAUUCUUAUUCUUAUUCUAUUCUAUUUCUAUAUUUCUAUUCUAUUCCUAUUCUUAUAUUUUUAUUCUAUUGUAUUGUUUUAUUCUUAUUCUAUAUUUCUAUUCUACUCUAUUCCUAUAUUUUUAUUCUGUUUUGUUCCGUUUUAUUAUUUUAUUAUUUUAUUCUAUAUUCUAUAUUCUAUUCUAAUUUAUUCUGUUCUAUUCAUAUUUCUAUUUCUAUUCCUAUAUUUUUAUUCUAUUACGUUUUAUUCUUAUUCUAUUUCUAUAUUUCUAUUCUAUUCCUAUUCUUAUAUUUUUAUUCUAUUAUAUUGUUUUAUUCUUAUUCUAUAUUUCUAUUCUAUUCUAUUCCUAUAUUUUUAUUCUAUUGUUCCGUUUUAUUAUUCUAUUCUAUAUUCUAUUCUAAUUUAUUCUGUUCUAUUCAUAUUUCUAUUUCUAUUCCUAUAUUUUUAUUCUAUUAUGUUGUUUUAUUCUUAUUCUAUUUCUAUAUUUCUAUUAUAUUCUAAUAAGCAGUAAAGGAAUGUAUUUAACAGAAAAUCAAUAAAAUAAAAUAAAAAUAAACACGGGCCAGUUGCCAAGCCUCCAAAUUUCGAUCCCCUGACUGUGGGGGAGGCUGCAAUGUUUUGUUAAGUGUGAAAAACAGUUCACGAGUCACUUUUUGCAGUGCCGUUGUAACUUUGGUCCCUAAAUGAACUGUCGUAAGUCGAGAACUCCCUGCAUCUCUUAAAAGUGCAAUGCACCCACAGAGGCGACACAAAAACACAGUGAUUUGUUUACAAGUCAUUUUUUUUCCAUUUAUUUUAGGUUUUGUUUUUUUUCCAGUUUGUACUUCAGCAUUCAAAUUUGGAUAGCCAUCCCCCAUAAUAAUUCUUAUAUGCACUUUAGCAAAAUGAGUCUGCCUUUUUUUUUUCUUAACAUUUUAAAACUUUUGUUAAGACAACACAACCCACAAUUUUCAACUGGGGCAGAUAGAUCCUUUCUGUAUUAGCCAACGGUAUGUAUGUAUUGCUUUAAAAAUAAAAGCUUUCGCUUCUUUGGA